Molecule: messenger RNA, 824 nt
Organism: Geodia barretti
Lineage: Eukaryota; Metazoa; Porifera; Demospongiae; Tetractinellida; Geodiidae
Source: the annotation of a GenBank genome assembly
AGAAGUUGCACUGCGCGCGCAGCCUUAGGCGGAGAGUCCCAGAGCCCCCAGGGGGACAAACCCACGGGAACCACUUCCACUAACGACCCUCCAGCAGAGCCUAGUUCUGCCUCAUCUGACCAACGAGAAGAACCUGUAGAAGAGGAGGAGGAAGAAGAGCAGCCAAAGAAGAAGCGAGUACGCACUGCGUACACCAGAGAGCAGCUGCAAGCAAUGGAGCGACACUUCAGAAAGUCCGCCUACCCCGACAGUCAACUUCUGAAAAUAAUCAGCAGCGAGGCACGCAUCCCCAUCCCCAAGAUCCAGGUGUGGUUCCAGAACCGAAGAGCCAAGGCCCGCAAGUGGGGCCAGGUCCUCCCUGAACCCAGCAGCAACUCAGCUCUCUAUCGAGGUGCCCUCCCGAGUUCCGACUCGUCUCGCUACCUCCCUCCCCUCCAACCGUCGUCCUCGCCAUGUUCAAAGACCACACCCACCCAGGAAACUCCACCUACGACCUCACUGAAUUCCCAUCCUCUCUCCUCAUCCUCACUUCUCCCCCCGUUUCUGACGCCCUACCAGCGGCUCUAUCAGCCUCCCCCUUACGCCCUCCUCCCUCCUCCCCUCCCCUACCCCCUCUCCUACUCCAUUUAUGCUGGAGUGCAAUCCAACAAUCCAACCGUAGCCUCGAUCGCGAACACUUCCUUCAACUUCCAGAAUUCAGCAUCGCAACCAGUCAUCACCGUUGACAGCAACAAAGAACACUUUUGAAAAAAACUUUUGACUCCACCCUAUUCACUUUCAUUACCGUAAUUCACUUUUGCAACAUUUUUGUUUUUUUUUCACCA